GAUCCGACUUCUUUUGGCUGCCGUGAGUUCACUGUAUUGUAAAGGGUACUGUGAAUCGUAUCAGGAGGGGAGGGGGGGCUGAAUUGCCAAAAAUCUCCCCUAUUGGGUGAACAUCCGGAGUCUCGACGGUCAUAAUUUAUCGCACCUUUUUACCUUUUAAGAAAUAGAGUUUUAUUGUUUUUUAUUAAUUUAUUCUAUUUCUCUUAGUUUAUGGUUUACGUUAACACUCCGGGAGGGCAGAAAUGGCGGCCAACAUGUACCGGGUCGGAGAUUAUGUAUUCUUUGAGAACUCCUCCAGUAACCCUUACCUGAUCCGCCGGAUAGAAGAACUCAACAAGACGGCCAGUGGGAACGUGGAGGCCAAGGUAGUUUGUUUCUACAGAAGGAGAGACAUCUCCCACAGCCUCAUCCAGCUUGCAGACAAACAUGCAAAGGAGUUGGAAGAGGAGAAGGAGAACCCGACAGAGACAGAGCUAACAGAAAAACAGAAACACCAGCUUCGCCACAGAGAGCUCUUCCUCUCCCGGCAGUAUGAGAGUCUACCUGCGACACACAUCAGGGGGAAAUGCAGUGUUGCGUUAUUGAAUGAGACUGAAGCUGUUCUUUCAUACCUUGACAAAGAGGAUACCUUCUUCUACUCACUGGUGUACGACCCAACACAGAAGACCCUGCUGGCCGACAAAGGAGAGAUCAGAGUGGGACCUCGCUUUCAGGCAGAUGUACCUGAAAUGCUCCAAGAGGGUGAACCAGAUGACAGGGACCAGUCGAAGCUAGAAGAGAAGCUGUGGGAUCCAGAGUGUCCACUCACCAACAAACAAAUAGACCAAUUCCUAGUGGUGGCACGGGCGGUUGGGACCUUUGCUCGAGCAUUGGAUUGCAGCAGCUCAGUCAGACAGCCAAGCUUACACAUGAGCGCGGCUGCAGCCUCACGAGAUAUCACACUGUUCCAUGCAAUGGAUACACUGCAUCGUCAUAACUACGACCUGUCCAGUGCGCUCAGUGUACUGGUCCCAGCGGGCGGCCCAGUGCUCUGCAGGGAUGAGAUGGAGGAGUGGAGUGCCUCAGAAGCUGCCAUGUUCGAAGAGGCGCUAGAGAAAUACGGAAAAGACUUCAACGACAUCCGACAAGACUUUCUGCCAUGGAAGUCUCUGACCAGUAUCAUAGAGUACUACUACAUGUGGAAGACCACAGACAGAUAUGUGCAACAGAAACGACUGAAGGCAGCAGAGGCAGAGAGCAAACUGAAGCAGGUUUAUAUCCCCACAUAUAAUAAACCAAACCCCAACCAGAUCUCAAUGACCAAUGGCAAGAUGGCAACAGUGAAUGGGGCAGGCCCUGGAGCCUACCACACAGCAGGCGGAGGCAGAGCCUGCGAGAGCUGCUAUACCAUGCAGUCUGCCCAGUGGUACUCAUGGGGGCCUCCGAACAUGCAGUGCCGUCUGUGCGUUUCCUGCUGGAUGUACUGGAAGAAGUACGGCGGCCUGAAGAUGCCAAGCAGAGCAGAGGGCCCAGAGGAGAGGACCUCCCCGAGUCCAGCAAGCAAUGAAUCUCGUUCACGAGGUCACGCCCCUCGCCAGUCCAACCACAUGGUGCCGAUGCGAAACAGCGGCAGCCCCAAGUCCUCCAUGAAGACCAAGCAGGCCUUCCUGCUGCAGGCCACCCGCCUCACCAAGCUGGCCCGGCACAUGUGCCGUGACAUCAUCAGGCUGCGCCGUGCCGCACGCCGGCCCUUUGUCCCCAUUAACUGUGGGGCCAUAAAGGCAGAGUACAUGUUAAGGGUGUCAGAGGGGCAGGGGACUCGCCUACCCAAAACCAGAGCCGCCCAAAGGAGCACUCUGACCAGUGUCCUGCAGUUUCUAGAGUCCCGCCCGGCAGCCCAUGCCCCUCGCUCCCACCGCACCCCGGGCCUGCAGACGCCUCCCCCACGACGCCUCCUCUCCUCCCUCCCACACGGCCCCCACGGCAUGCUGGGAAAACGCAGCUACCACCACCACAGCAGGGCUGAGCCGGACAGGCGCUCAGAAAACCCAGGUACAACAGGUGUACCCCUCCUGCACAACGGACGCAGCAGCAGCAGUGGAAACACCCGAGGCGGAGUGAUGAUCCGCAAGAGACGCCCCAACUGGAUCGAUGCCCCCGACGACAGCUUCUUCCUCGUCACCCGGGAGACCAGGAGGGCCAGGCGGCUGCUGUCCCGCUCCCAGCUGAGGCACGCCUGUCGGCAGCCCUGCGAGCAGAUCACCCUCCGCAGGGUCUCCCAGGGCCCUCCGCAGGGGCUCGUCCUGGCCCCUCCGCACCCUCACCCCAGCCUGAGGAUGAGAGGCCCCAUCGUCAUCCACGACUGACUGGACACAGACGCCACCCCCCACCCCCACCCCCCACCUCUCUUCUUUCCGACCUCCACACCCACACCUGCAUACACACUAACUAAAUUCUCACCCUCCCCAUUCUCUCGUUAAAUCCUCAAACCCUCCUUUUGCUUUUAGUCCUGACAUGAUCUUUAUAAUCCUCAACAACACUUAAACAAGCUGUGUAACUGUUUGGCGACAGGAGGAUGUGAUGAGCCGUGAUGCAAUAGAGACAUACACCUGACCUGACUGCGAGUGCUGCCUGUCCUUAAUGCCCUCGGGAGUAUGUUUGGGUCCAUGUGAGUGUGUGACAGAGAGAGAGAGAGAGUGAGUGAGUGUGUGAGACCAUGCCAACAGCAUGUGAGAGAGUGAGGGUGAUGCUGACGUGUCAUGUUCUUAGAUUUUCUGGAUGGACAUAACGACAGAGCUCUGUGUGACCUUUGUGUCGAUGGUGAAUUGUUGUGAAGUUUUAUCAGUUUGUACAAAGUUAUUUUGGGAGGGUGGGGUGGGGGGUGGGGGCAUGAAUGUUAAGAUGGGAUUGGAUGGGAAGGGAUCAGGUUUUCAUUUGUGUUGUUUGGGGGGUCGGGGGUGGGUGGGGGUUACUUUAACAAUGGAGGCAAAUGUCCAAGGCUGACAUUAAAAAAAAUGAAAAUGCACUAUAACUGUGACUGAACCAGCAGCCUUUUAAAUAACGGCUGCUUUAAAUUGCGUUGUCCCUGCGGUUUUUCACACUCAUCUUGAAGUGUAAAUCCAAAAUAAAUAAAAAAAAAUGGUGGAGCUGGUGUUGAAGAAUGAUGACCUGCAGACAUUAUUUAACAAACCUUUCUGUAACUCUACCCAACAGGCUGUCAGUUAUUCACUGACUGAUCUGCAGGUUUGGAAAUAUAACAAGGCAAAUGAAAUAGGGCAUAGAGCUAAGCCUCCCUCAUGAACCAGUGUAUAAUAUAUUGUAUAUCUUCAUUACAGCACUGUAAAUCUACUCAUCCUAUUUCUAUGGGCGACUGUACCUACCUAGCCCUAACUUGGGUACUAAAGCACUUCCUUUGCAGCAGAAAAAGGGCAUGGAUCUGUCAUAUUUUACACAAGGCUGCGAUCCCCGGCAACAUUUUGAGGCAAAAAUAAGGAGCAACUUUGCCAGCAGCUGUUUGCCAUUUGCUAACAACAUCUAUUUUCUCCAUUGCAUUGCAUUUCUUUUAAGCUACCAGUCAAGUUUUUCUUGAUCUCAGACCUCUCUCUCUCCUUCACUCUCCCUCUCUCUCCCUCUCUUUCCUUCUUUACUACAUGACAGUUUUGCCAGAGGGCCUCAAAAAGUUGCCGUUUAACCCAUCCAGCCUUCAGGUGUGUUUAGUUAUGAGUUUUAAAACUGGCAUCGCCGCCGCAUGUCUUUUGAGGUGAGAGCCUCCCGCUGACCGACGGGUCACGUGAUUUCUUCUCUUUCAUUCAGAAUGUUUAUGUUAGUGUUUCCUGUAUGUCUUGUGUUGAAUUAUGAAUAUGCUGAGAAUAAUGAUGAUAAUAAAAACAACAACAACAACAACAACA
This is a messenger RNA of Lates calcarifer (barramundi perch), 3887 nucleotides long. RefSeq names its product metastasis associated 1 family, member 3 (gene mta3). Gene Ontology annotation, cellular component: NuRD complex; nucleoplasm. Gene Ontology annotation, molecular function: chromatin binding; transcription corepressor activity; transcription coactivator activity. NCBI's taxonomy places the organism in Eukaryota, Metazoa, Chordata, Actinopteri, Centropomidae. Bases 243 to 2345 code for a protein of 700 amino acids. Gene Ontology annotation, biological process: negative regulation of transcription by RNA polymerase II. The transcript has 19 exons. The record is from RefSeq and is a predicted model, not a curated record.